AUGGUUGUCCUGCUGGUAGGAUACCGGGCAGGCAGGGAGAUGGACGAUGGAGGCGCGGCGCGGCACGAAGCAGCGCCCAGUAUAACGGGCAUGAAAGGCGAUGCGCGGGAGGAGGAGGGGGAACGGGGGAGCGCAGACGGGGAGAGAGCGCGGUGCGAGGGCGCGGAGACGGCGCCGCGUCGCGAGAGGAUCCCGUUCCCGCCCAUGACAACGGAUAUGAUCGCAUUGGCUGAGGUGAGCCGUUGCAUGGUGACUUUUGAGGCCAAAUUUUCAGGUGACUUCUCACUUGACUUUUCAGGUGUUCAGCCUCAAAAGUCACCCGGUUCGGCUGGUACGGUCGCUGUGACCGAGCAGGACUCUCUCUCUGCUCGCCUGCUCUCCAUGUGUGCGUGUGAUGCCGUGGCUGUGACUACACACCUCACACUGCAAGUCAUCUGCAACCCUCAAGAGCUCCCCCCUUCCCCGCUUCCCCUUCACUCCCCCCUUUUCUCCGCUCCAUCCUCCCACUUAACCUCUCCGCCCCUACUGUCUCUUUCCCUCUCUUCCCUCUUUCCUGCACUCCCGCAGUUCCCCCUUCCCCAGUGCCACCUGCAGCAGCACUUCACAGCAUGCCUGGCUCGCUUGCGCCCCUCUCCCCCCGUUGCGGCCAUGGUCGGCCGGGAGAGGCUCAAGACACUAGUGAGACGCAGUGCUGCUGUGCUCUUGCAGGUGGGUGUGUGUGUGGGGGGCGCCCACGUCAAUGUCCAACCCCCCUUGCUUCUCUUCUCCGCCCUCCACAUCCCUCUCUCGCCUCCCCAGCCUUCAAGCAGCCAAUCAGGAGCCGCCACGUGUCCAGCGUGUCGGGGGAGCCGUUCGGUGGAGGAGUGUGUGAAGAGGGCGGUGGGGCAGCGCAUGCUCAUGAACCCCCGUGCUCGCUUCGUGCUUGCUGCCACCACUCAUGCUGCUGCUGCUGCUGAUGGUGACAGUGGCAGUGGUAGCAGCAGCAGCAGCAGCAGCGGCGGCGGCGGUGGUGGCAGUGUGUUGAAGGCUGCAUACCGCCUGAUGUCUGUGUUCUCCCAUCCGCCACCCGCGCUGAUUCAUGCGCUUGAGCAGCAGCACGAGCAGCAGCAGCAGUACGAGCAGCAGCAGCAGCAACAACAGCUCCUACAGAGCCCACAGCAGUCAAACGUUACGGACGGCGGAGAAGUUAUUGAGGGGAAUGAAAUGGAGAGACCACUGCCACAGCAGCCACAGCAGCCAGACGCAAGAGAAGGAGGUCUAGGUGCUGUGCAGAGGGAAGGUGGUGUGCGGUUGCGUACACGGCUGCUGCAGGAGAAGGAGGAGGAGAAAGAGGAGGAGGAGGAGGAGGAGGAGGAGGAGGAGGAGGAGGAGGAGGAGGAGGAGGAGGAGGAGGAGGAGGAGGAGGAGGAGGAGGAGGAGGAGGAGGAGGAGGAGGAGGAGGAGGAGGAGGAGGAGGAGGAGGAGGAGGAGGAGAAGCGGGAUGACAAGGAGAAGACAAAGGAUGAGGUGGCUGAGAAGGAGGAGAGUGAGGGAGUGGUGAUGCGAGAGGGGCAGGAGAGUCAUGAGCCACUGCCGAAGCCACAGCGAGAGCCCUUACGUCCUCUGCAGCAGCAGGCACAGCAGCAGGAACAGCAGCAGCAGCAGCAGCAGCAGCAGCAGGUGCACAAGAGCACUUUACCCCGCAUCUCCCUGCUCCUAGCCUCACAGCUGCAGUGGAGUCUAGUGCGUGGAGGCGUGGUGGAGCAGCACAGUGAGCUGGUUGUUGAGGGCGGCAGGGUGGUGGAUCAGGUUGGUGAUAGGGGGGGGAACUGGGAGGAUGGGGAGGAAGAGGAGGAAGAGGAGGAAGGAGAAGGCGAGGGGGCUGAAGGCACGAAAGAUGAUAGUACAGGCGGUGAUGGUGGUGGUGCUGCUGCUGCUGCUGGUGCUGGUGCUGCAGGAUAUGAGGAGGACAGGACUAGUUUCGAAGGGAGCUUGGCGUUUCCAUGUGCUGGGGAUGGGCUUGGAUUGGACAGGUUGAUGCCUACGGUUGGAGUUGCAAAUGCGUCUUCAGCAGCAGCAGCAGCAGCAGGAGAAGCAGGAGGGGGGGGGGGAGCUGAAGGAGCAGCAGGAGCAGGUGGUGAUGUGUGUUGUCCUGUGGUGCUGUCUCCCCGCUGUGGUGGUGGUGGAAGCAGAGGUGGUUUAAUGGCAACGCACAUCCCUGGGGUGGAGAGGAGCAGGGCGAUGAGGGGAGAAGAGCACACGUACAGCACCAGCAGCGUAUUCUUUUCGCUCAGUACUCUAAACCCCUCAGCUUUCAGCUCUCUUGACAGCAGCCCAGGCGCAGUAUCUCAUAUUCGCCUACCAUUCCGGAGACUCUGCAUUCAUCCAAGCCCAGGCGUCGUCCCUCUCAGGGUCCUUCCUCGCCUCCUCGCCUCUCUGCCACCCUCUCGCGCUGCCGCCGGUCCCACAUCGUCACAUGCACUGCUGUGCUCUGUGGACACUCCGCCUGCUGGUGUAUCCUGGGCUAGCAUCGCCUUAGCCAUGCACACAAACACACGCUCGCAGGCUGCUAAUGCUGCUGCUGCUGCUGCUGCUGCUGCUCUUGCUGCUGUUAGAUCUGAAGCCAAUCAUACAGGAAUCGAUAAUGCUGGAGAAGGGGAUAAAAGGCGGCAGAGGGAGGCGAGAGAGGCUGGGGAGGAAACGGAGAAGGAGAGGAAAGAGGAGGAGGAGAAGGAGGAGGAGGAGGAGGAGAGGGAGGAGGACGCGUUGCUGUGGUUGUUGACGAGUGGGCAGUGGCGCAAGGUGGCGCUUCUCAGCAAUCCAUACCUGCGUGCUGCUCGAUCCUUCCUCCACGUCUGCCAUCUCAUGCUGGAGGAGCCUACUCAGCUUGCGUGCAGCAGCAGCAGCACAUCAGCUGCUGCUGCGGCUGUGCUGUUCCAGCAGUAUGUGUGUGGUACAGGCCGAGCAGCACAGGUGGCACGGGAGCAUGCACGGGCUACUAGGGAAGCGUCUGUUUUUGUGCAGCAGGUGAGAAACUGCCAACCAGCUCUUUGGUUGGGGUUGUCGAUUUCGUCGCAAGUUGACGAUUCUGUUGCAGUUGCAAAUCGUGCUGCUGUUGCCAUUGCUCCGCUCUGCAUAACACACCCUUCUCCAUUCUGCAUAAUCCGCACGCCGUUCACUUCGUAUCCUUCCUCUCCACCUCCCCCUCCCACUUCCCCACUGGUCUCUCUCCCUGCCAUAUCCACUCUCUCCCCUCCCUUCUCUCUCAUCCCCUCCUCCUCCUCCAUUUCUCUCCCCUCCCUUCCAGCCUCUCUCGUGUCCCCUGAGGAAUGGGAACGUGUGGCUCGUGACCUGCGCCUGCCCUCUGUCUCCCAUGCCAUCCAUCAGUUGCUGCCUCUAGGCCUGCCUCCUCCCCUUCUUUCCCGCACUCUGCUUCAAUUGUAUAGCAAGGUUGCCUUUGGGUGUGUGAAGAGGCUGAAUCAAGCGGACAUGGCAAUCAGGCUCAAUGACGCUGCCUUCUAUGUUCCCCAGGCUCUCUUUGACAGGUUUGUUCGCAAUGCUGCUGUGAAUUUCUGGCAGAGUAGUACCACAAAUGCUACCGGUAGUAGAUAUCUGCAACAAAGAGGCUGA
Molecule: messenger RNA, 3609 nt
Organism: Closterium sp. NIES-65
Lineage: Eukaryota; Viridiplantae; Streptophyta; Zygnematophyceae; Desmidiales; Closteriaceae
Source: the annotation of a GenBank genome assembly